Messenger RNA from Serinus canaria (Common canary), 924 nucleotides. It is a transcript of the gene MTFP1, whose product is annotated as mitochondrial fission process 1. Gene Ontology annotation, cellular component: mitochondrion. NCBI's taxonomy places the organism in Eukaryota, Metazoa, Chordata, Aves, Passeriformes, Fringillidae. The record is from RefSeq and is a predicted model, not a curated record. The coding region runs from base 314 to 793 and encodes 159 amino acids. Gene Ontology annotation, biological process: mitochondrial fission. The transcript is spliced from 4 exons.
CCAGAACCGCCCCUAGUACCACAACCACCCCGGCUGCCCCCGGCCACAUAACUGCCCUCGGCCCCACAAUUGCCCCUCAAAUCCUGUCACUGCCCCCCAGCCCCGUAACUGCCCCUCAGCCCCAGCCCCGCCCCCGUGACCGCCGCUGACGCAAGGACGUGCUAGACCCCGCCCCCGCCGCCAUUCCGCUGCCCCGAUAGGCGGGACGUAUACGUCACACAGAGGGAGGGUGUAUGCAAAGUAUGGAGGAAUGGGCGUGGCUUUGUGACGUGAACUGGGGGCGGGGCAUGCAGCGGGAGCGGUGGCGCGCGCCAUGGGGCCGGAGGAGCCCGACCUGUACCGGGACACGUGGGUCCGAUACCUGGGUUAUGCCAACGAGGUGGGCGAGUCCUUCCGCCCACUGGUGCCAGUGCCAGUGGUGUGGGCCAGCUACGGCGUGGCCACCGCCUACGUGACCGCCGACGCCAUCGACAAGGGUCGGAAAGCCGCUGCCGCCCACGCACAGGACCCCACACAUGUCGGGGUGGCCGUGGUGGACACCUUCGUGUGGCAGAGCCUGGCCUCGGUGGCCAUCCCCGGCUUCACCAUCAACCGGCUCUGCGCCGCCUCGCUGGCCGUGCUGGGGGCCCUGACCCGCUGGCCCCUGCCCGUGCGCCGCUGGACCACCACUGCCCUGGGGCUGGCUGCCAUCCCCCUCAUCAUCACCCCCAUCGACAGGACUGUGGAUUUCCUGAUGGAUUCCAGCCUCCGCAAGCUUUACAGGACACCAGGAGAGCCCCCGACGUCUCACUGAGCACCACCCCGCACACUCUGGGGAAACUGAGGCAUGCUGCUGUGACCCACCUACUGUGACCCCUCACUCUGGUGACCCCCAGAGUGGCCACCUGGCCCCACAUUGGUCCUAAUAAACCAUUUCAAACAUGA